Molecule: messenger RNA, 5573 nt
Organism: Coccinella septempunctata (seven-spotted ladybird)
Lineage: Eukaryota; Metazoa; Arthropoda; Insecta; Coleoptera; Coccinellidae
Gene: RhoGAP71E
Exons: 9
Coding region: 386-2200 (604 amino acids)
Biological process (GO): signal transduction
Molecular function (GO): GTPase activator activity
Source: RefSeq, a predicted model, not a curated record
AGCUGCUCAGAGGCGACCGAUUUUAGGUCAGUGUAGUUGAAUUGAAAUUCCCCCAAACAAAAAUAUUCACUACCCGUGUCUAUGAACUCUAUGGUAUACUCGACAGCCGAGGUGUUUGGUGGAAAAACUUAAAACCGUCCAUUGAUUUUUGGGUUAUUGUGUGAAGUGUAGGAGGUGUGGUAUUUUAAGGAUGAACAUGCGGAACGGAGGAAUUAAAUGCUCAAAACAGACUUUUUUGUAGUGCCUCUUAUUCAAGUUUUUUAUGUGGAAUUGUCCAAGUACCAUUAUAUUAUGAGUAUGUUUUUAUGAAAAUGAGUGUUAGUUUGUACUCCGGCGGACAGUGUGUUUAUUAUUGUUGUUAUCAGUAUAUAAUUAAUUUGUGAAAAUGAGUAGCUGGGCAGCUAGAAUGCAUAGGCGAGCUGCUACCUUCAGCAACGUUGUAACUUCUUGUGGUCACCCCUCAGGACCCUAUCCCAGAAGGUUGGAGAAGGUUAAAUUUGGGGUGCCCCUAGAAGAAGUCUGCAAAAAUGACAUCCCGGGACCACUUUUAGUAUUAAUCCUCAAACUGAAUAAGGAAGCGCCCUACCGCAAGGACGUGUUCAGGGCGCCAGGCAAUCAGGGUGUAAUGAAGAAACUAAUCCACUUCCUGCAGACCGGAAGAUUGGUCAACAUCGAUAACUUCAGCGUGUAUACCAUCGCAAGUGUUCUAAAAAAGUUCCUCAGGAAGAUACCGGGAGGCGUGUUCGGGAGGGAGUUGGAGAACCGAUUGUUCGAGGCCAUAGAGAUGGAGGACCUGCAAAGGCAGCGAGACGAAAUCCACAGGAUAUUGACGUCGUUGCCAGUGUACACUCAGCAUAUACUCGUCCUCCUGUUCGGUACAUUCCGUGUGAUAGCUUCGAACAGCGAGAAACACUGCACAGGGAUGACCAGCGAGGCAUUGGGAGUGAGCGUUGCGCCUAGCUUUUUUCAUUCUUGCGUUCACGACGGCCGAGUGGCCAAGAUGGAGGACGUCAUGAAGUUUAAGAUAGCCUCUAAGAUUGUCAAGCAUCUGAUCGAGGAGUUCGCUACCAGCGAUCUCUUUGGUAGGGAAAACUACGAAUUCUACGCCAGGGUGACCGGAAGGGUUCUGAGGGUGCAAGGGCAGUGGAUCUGUUCUUUCCAGUACCCGCCAGUCAACGUCAAAGAUCCGGUGUUCCCCAACGAGUUCAUUGCCCUCGAGCCUUAUCUGAUUGGCCACUUAUCCCUGGGCAGUGACACAUGGCUGCGUUGUGAUCUAGAGCUUUCGCAAACCGAUUACAGCUUGGAAGCAUUUCGAACCCGAACAUAUCUAAAAUAUUCACUUUUUUCAGGCCAUGCCGGCGUAGAAGAAUGUCAGUCCACUCCAGCUCUACUUGAGGUUACUCAACCUCAAGUUAGUUCGUCUUCCUUAGGAAUAAUUACAGAGCAUUCCCUCCUCGAGUCAUGUACGAGACUUUCAAUUUCCCUGGAGCAAAAUGGUUUAUUCCAGGCUGGCAACAACACCUCCCAUUCGUCUAGUGGCAGCCACAGUUCGCGGACCAGCCAGAAUCAUUCUGGACCCAAAAUGACACUGGACGAACUGAAGGAGGUCAACAAGUACGCGGAAAGUACGAAAAGUUUGACUUAUCUACCCCAAGUACACGAGAGACAGACUGAGAGAAUGAAGACUCGUUCGCAAUGGUUUUUGGCCCCCUCCGUUGACUGUUGCAGUUGCGGAGGAUCGGUCGAUAUGCUCCUUGAAGACAUCGACGUGAAGACAUUGACCAACGCUCUGAUGAGGAGGUCUUCAUCGGGUACAAUAGUUGGAAUUGCAGGUCUCUCUUUGAGCGCCGAAUCUGUACAGAAGCGGCCUAGUAUAAGGAGAUCCAAUUCUAGAGACAAAAGGAGUUACUUACAUAGAUCUACCAGUAGAAGAGCCAAACAGAACGGCUCUAGGUCGAAUAGUUUCAAGAAUCGCGAAAGGAAAAUAUCGAACUCCAAAUCAGGAAGCUUCAAGAUGAAAUACGGCAACAUAUCUAGAUCGUGCAGUCUGAAAAACAAGGCGGAGCUAUGUUCUUGCCCUUCCAACAACAACGAAGUUCCGCCGGUGAACGAGGAACCAAAAUCCACCGUACUACCUACUACUGCCAAAAAAACCACCGAAACCAUUUGUAUAACGCUUACCUACAAGCCUCGAAUCUAGAAAUGGUAACGAAUUUUGUCUGUGUUCAAGAGAACUUCCUAAGGGGCAAACGUAAGCGAUGAAUUUCGAGAACGAAAUGUUUCAAAUUUCAAAAGUUCCCUCAUAUUGAAUAUACAGAGAGAGAGAGUGAAAAGUGACGCACAAAAUUCAUACCUUCAUUACUUACUGUUUUCUUCAAAAGUUGAAGCAGCAAAAAAUCCAAAUUUCAAGGUGAUUUUCAACAGGCUGUGGCUCAAAAAAAAUUUAAGCGUACAGCAAUAAAAAAAUGUCUAGUUUUGGAAUCCCUUUUUUUCCAGUAAUCUUAAGAAAAAGGACGAAUAAAGCUCGUUUAACCUUUCAUUGUCAAUAUCUCAGCAGCCAGUGUUCGCACAGAUUCAAGAUAGGUCUCGUUAACUUGAAUGUAUUCUAUAGAAGGAUAAGCCAUUGAUUGCGUUUUUGUGUCCCACUGGAUUUAAUUUUUGUAAGAAUUGAUUUAUUCAUUUUCCUCUUUUUUUUUCAAAUUCAUCGAGUGAAAAUGUUUUGUUUUUUCUAUCGAUGAAGAUUAUGAGCUUUUCAGAGCUAAAAUCCUGCUCCUCAAUUUUUUUUCAAAAAUUCAAUAGAGUGGAACAAAAAAAAGGGUGGCUGGAUUGAACUGAAUUUUUUUUUUGAGGGGGAAUAUCGAACAGUAAAAGGCACCCUCAACAUUAGUGCUUCCUACGAUAUUUUCGAUGAAGCGCUCGAUUCUCCAAAACACUACGAAAUGCUCUAUUUUCGUGGCUAUUUCAACUUCAUGGAGUGAGUUUUUUUUUUAAUAUGCAUAGAAUUUAUUUAAGUUUCCGAAACCAACCCUUGGGUUUUCUUUUUGAAGGUUACAUCCGGAAACGAGUCACUGAGUUUUGUUUUUUUAAUUGCUGUAUUUUUUCAAGUUAUAGCCUGUUGAAAAUCGCUUGAAAAUUUGACACUUUUUCAUUCCCUAAUUUUCGUGUGAAGUGUAUUUCUUGAAGAAUGCCAAUUCUAACUUUGUGCCAGCAACGUAUACACUUCUUGUUGUCAUUUAUGUUUUUCUUUAUCGAGCCUUUUUUUUAUGUGGAUGAAAUGUUGAAACCUUGCGCGAUUUAAAAUUUUUACAUUUUUCAUGUAUUUUUUGGUCAAUGGCGUACCUACACUCAAGAAGUUAUUACUUUUUUUGAAAUGUUAUCGAAAACAUUCCUUUUUGGUAGAGUUGUUAUUAAUGAAAGAAGAAAAAUCGUAUAAAUCACACAUUCAUAGAUUAACUGAGAUUUUUUUUCGAUAACAAAUUCAAAUACUAUCCUACGGAAGGCAUGUUUUCGAUAACACUUCAACAUAUCAAUCACUCGUAAAAAUGUCAUUGACCGCAAAAUAAGUAGAAAAUUCAAUAAUUUCAACUCUUCUAUUUCUAUAAUAAAAAAGAAUUAAUAGAAACCCAUUAAUGAUCAAUAAUUCAUCCUCAGCAACAAAAGUUCUAUCCAUUUCUGGCUGGAAAAGUUAGUGUUGCCAGUUAAAUAAAAUCAACUACCCUCCAUCCCUCGUGCAUGACAAACAGCUCAAUUAUACAUGGAAAUAUGCGUUAUUUGAAAUAAAUAUUGACUUUUUUUCUACAAAAUAGUAAACACAAAAGAUAUGCAUUUUGGGCGUUUUUUUCUGUAUAUAGAUAAUUCAUUUAAUUCUGUGAUUAUAUUUUUUACAACACAUUUCGUCGGAAUCAUUGAAUUCCUCAAAUGCAUACAACAGUAAAUUUGUAUUUAUUUUUUACAGAUAAUUUCAUGAUGCGCUUCUACAAACUACUUCUGAUAUAAAUUAUUAUUAUUUGAAUUUUGUAGAAUGUCGUCGUAUUUGUUGAACUUGUUAUUUCUUUUAGCUUCUCUUAUUUCGAAUUCUUUAUCCUAAAUAUUCAAAUUGAAUAGUUAAUAUUGGAUCUUAUAGAUCCCUCACGUUUUCAUCGACAUCGAUAUAUUAACCCUUUCGAAUUCUCUUGUACACAUAUAAUUGAUUCAGGAUAGAUAACUUGUUUUCAGUGAACAACAAUUUGGAAUCCCAUGAUACACGUGCAUGUCAGAUAUUUGAAAACGAAACGAAAUUGGGAUAUGAAAAUUGAAUUAAUAAAAACUACGCUUAUUAAAGAUAAUUGAAACUAAAUGAAGUGAUCACAUGCAUUUACCUGACUCGGAUAUUUUGAAUUUAUAUUACUUAUAGAUGUGGGCGAUGUUUGAGAGUUUGAAUCUUGUUAUGUUGUAAAAUUGACAUCACCUAAUUUUGAUUGAGACAUGAAUUUCAACGUUCUUCCCGGUUAUGUAUCUAAUCUGCAAUCAGAAUCAAAUGUUUCUUGAACUGUGACCAAAACUUAUUGACAUUUGAAAGAUUGCGGAUCAUAUGAUGGCAUUUUUUGUGCAAUUCUCAGCAAUAUUGUUCAGAGGGAAUACUUCCAAUAAGUACAAAUAUAUAAUUUAUUUUCUUAGGUAAUAGGUUUAUUGUUCACAAUCGACAUUCCAGAAGAUUAAAUUCUUAUAUCGUUUUGUUUGAAUCAAAAGUAAUUUUAAGUUCAUAUUUAUGACAAUAUAUGUAUUUCAUUUCACGUUCUUACUUGUAAAUAACACCCAUUAUUUUUAUAUGGUAUUUGUAUCAUUAUAUUCAUACAGUAUUGGUUUAUUUGAGUAUUUUGAAUGGAAAGUAUGUCAGUAUUUGUAAUCUUUCUGAAUUUUAUAUGGAAUAUUUCUCUAGAAUGUAAGAGAUGAAUUUUGCUUUGAGCAUUUUUCAACUUCAUAGGUGAGGUUAUCGGGAAUAUUUUCAGAAGUCUUAUUGAAAUGAAUUACGAAAACUAUCAAUUUUUAUGUAAAUCCAAAUAGUUAGCUGUCAAGAAUUUGAUAAUGAUAACAGUUUUCUGUGUAUUUUUGUGAUUUUUACAAUAAUUCAUAUCCAACAAUAUCGACUGUUUAAUUUGACUGAAAAAUCGCAUCUAAUUUUGACAUCAGAAAAUAAUGGACUUAGAAUCAACGAAAAAAGUACCAAUAGAAUACUAUAUCCUAUGUAUUAAUCUGCUGUUUCCGAUUCGAUGUUGAGUGUUGAAUUCAUAAGUCCCACAAAAUUGUUGAUAUGUGUAUAAAAGAAGUAACACCAAACGAUAAAUUAGAUCUAUGUCAGAUUACCGUAUUUUUUCGAUGAAUUUUUAUUGAAUUAUCUUUUGGCUCCUGCUUUCUGACUGUGUUUCAAAGAAUAUGCAUUUUCCAGGCAUGAUAUUUGGCCAAAGAAUUUUAUCUAAGAUUUUCAGAAUUUUCUAAUAUAAUUAUGAUCUCUGUUAUGAAUAUUAUUAUGUGUUCAAUAUGUAUUAUGUUGUGUUCUAUGUCAUUUUUGUUUUGAAUAAAAUUUUAGCUGAUAA